CCAUAUCGGCAAGGCAUGCCUCGAUCCUCCAAUACCACAUGAUCCACCACGAUACUACUCCCCACCUAACACCCGACUUCUGACACGAGACCUCCAAACCCGAAAACGCGACAGUAACAAUGGAACCACCUACCAAAAGACCCCGACUCUCAAUCGCCCCAGACACAUCCCAAGAUACCUAUCCCUACCCCUCCCCAUCUCCAGACCCAACAGCCGCCGACGAAAACGAAAUCAACCACGAAAAUGAGAAUGAGUAUGACCAAGUCGACAUCCAUGCCGCGCGCGCGCAAAACGACCAACGCCUCAAAACGAUCUUCGAGAGCAUCUUCGAGAAAUAUAGCAGGGAUUUCACGGAGGUUGGCGAUGAGAUCGAUCUACAGACUGGGGAGGUUAUUGUGGAUAAUGGGCAUUUGUUGGGGAUGGAGGGGGAGGAUGAUACUGGGGAUGCAGGUCCUGAGUUAGGCGCGGAGGGUGGACAUGAUGUUGAGGAUGAGCAGGAUGGCGACGAUGAUGGAGGAUCAGGGACUGAGACUGAUACUGGGCAGGGAGAAGGGGGUGGAGCUUAUGAUCAUGGGAUAUGGUCUUUUACGGGAUCGCAGACUGGGCUGAGGCAUCAUGGGGAUAACAAUGCGUGGGAAUGGCAAGGAGAUGGCGAUGAUGCAGACGACGAUGAUGCAGACGACGACGAUGCAGACGACGAUGAUGCAGACGACGAUGAUGCAGACGACGAUGAUCAUGCAGACGACUAUGAUGAUGACGACGAUCGAUCAAGUGUUGAUUCGCUGUUGGAUACUGCUAUGAGCAUCGAUAAUCCUACCGCCAAAGAACCAGUCGAUGAAGCAUCCCACUCUUUACGUCGCAUUGACAACGCGAAGAACGACACGCGUGAACCAGUCGAGUCGAUAUGGCGCGCCCCUGAAAUCACCCCAAAGUUCUCGUUCUUGACUCCCCAACCGCCUCCCAGCAACAACAAACCUACUAUCAACUACAAUCCUGCACGCUCUGUAUCACCACCAGGGGCACGCUCACUAUGGGCUGUUCCGCAGCCUGGAAGACCCAGGAAAACCAAUACCGAUAUUCCGAAGGAGAAGAAGGCGAAAAAGGACGUGAAUGUGAAAACGAAACCGAAAACGAGUCCGAAAAAGACUACUGCCCCCAGCACGAGCAAACCAAAACAAUUCUCCAGUCCUGUGAAAAAGGGCGACUGGUCAUUCGCAAUUCACAGCCGGGGAAGUGAUUCGGAAUCGGACGACCCGUUACAGGAAGAUAUUCAGCCAUCGCCUACGCCGAAGAAUCCGUUGAACAUUAGAGGGAAGAGUUUAGGGUCGGUCACGCCGAGUCGGAAUCAAACAAGCACGAUUGAUGGACGCGCUACGGAUUCGAAAUCUCGAUUUACACCAAAAACAAUUGCUCCUACUCCAAAACACCUCGCCAACGACACCCGACGACGUAAAACUAAUAGUGACAAUGCGCCACAUCCACAAAAAGCAAUCGAAAGAAAUUCUCGCUCAUUCCCCAGUCGACAAAUGAACCAUUUGAGAGACUGGAACAAACGGCAUUGGAGCCGACGUCGCGCUAAUCCGCCUCAACUUUCAAGACCAUGGUACUAUGGUCGUCGGAAGAACGGGAUAAAUUAUCUGUGCUCAAGGAUAAGAAUGGUUUGUCUUGGAGUGAUAUCCAGAAGGAGUUUCCCGGGAGGUCGCAUGCGGGGAUCGAGUUUGAGUUGUUGAGGCUCUGGGUGGGGGAGGAGAUUUUGGAAUGAGAGUGGGAAGGAUCAGGAUGAAGAGGCGGGACAGGAUCGGCUGGGUGAUCUGUUGGAUGAUUCG
Molecule: messenger RNA, 1826 nt
Organism: Aspergillus glaucus CBS 516.65
Lineage: Eukaryota; Fungi; Ascomycota; Eurotiomycetes; Eurotiales; Aspergillaceae
Product: Myb-like DNA-binding domain protein
Exons: 2
Coding region: 120-1730 (536 amino acids)
Cellular component (GO): nucleus
Molecular function (GO): protein heterodimerization activity; histone binding
Source: RefSeq, a predicted model, not a curated record